This is a messenger RNA of Cavenderia fasciculata, 1677 nucleotides long. RefSeq names its product endonuclease/exonuclease/phosphatase domain-containing protein. The record is from RefSeq and is a predicted model, not a curated record. Lineage: Eukaryota; Evosea; Eumycetozoa; Acytosteliales; Cavenderiaceae. Bases 1 to 1677 code for a protein of 558 amino acids. The transcript is spliced from 3 exons. Gene Ontology annotation, biological process: nuclear-transcribed mRNA poly(A) tail shortening. Gene Ontology annotation, molecular function: poly(A)-specific ribonuclease activity. Gene Ontology annotation, cellular component: nucleus; cytoplasm; CCR4-NOT complex.
AUGAGCACCACCAGUACCAACACCACCACAUCAGCUACAGCUACAGCUAAACCAAUUCAAGUAGUGCUAUUCCCGCCCACACCAGUCGUCAAUGUUCCUAUUUGUGUUGCAUAUUAUUUGCAAUCAAACAACAAUAGAAUCGAAUCAUUCAAUGAAAAGAAUAUAGUUUCUUUGACAUGGACAAUAGAUGAUCAUGUUGUACAGCACUACGAUUCUUCUUUAUCCAAACCAUCCUCCUCACUAUUUAAAAGAAUAUUCUUUUCUUCCUCCUCCUCCUCUUCUUCAAAUGAUCAAUCUAUCAACUUGUUUAAACCAACAAUACAACAAGCAAACAAAGAAUUAAAAGUUGAUGUUGUCAUUAAAUGCAAAGAACUUGGCAUCCUGACUGCAACACCCUUCACUUUUACUCAAAAGAUUCAUACUCAUCCAAAAAGAGAUGAAUUUGUUUUAGAUUAUGAUCAUAUCAAUCAUUAUCAAAUGUCAUUGAAAGAGAAAGUAGUAGUACAACAACAACAACAAGAAAAAGAAGAAGAAGAAAAAGAAGAAGAAAAAGAAACACAGGAAGAAACCAAAGAUGAAAAUGGAUCAACAAUACCAAAACCACCACCACUUCCUCCAGUUGAAACAGUCAAAUCAUCUUUAUCGAGCUAUCCAUCUUCUAAUAGAGUGAUACCAGACGAUGCUCUAAGAAUCAUACAAUUCAAUAUACAAGCUGACAUUUACACACAUCCCCAGAGAUACCAUUAUUGUCCAUCGUAUGCCUUGUAUCGUCCCUAUCGUCAAUACAUCAUUCCAGAAUAUAUACUAGAGCACAAUGGUGAUAUUGUUUGUCUACAAGAGGUAGAGGUAGAAUUUGAUAGACUAAGAAAGGUGUUGAUCGAAUCUGGAUAUAAUCAUACUGCUGUACUUGCAAAGGAAACAGAUAGACAACACGAACAAUGCAUCACAUUUUACCAAACAUCAAGAAUUCAAGUAAUCGAAGAGCAUCUAGUCAAUUACAACACCAUCGAGAAGCAUCCAGAGUUGAUUAGCAAAGAACAAAUUGCAUCUUUAACAAAUAACAAUGUACACAAUACCAAUAUGUAUAAUCAACUUUUACAUACACUUCAUCACAAUAGACACAACAUUCUAUUACUUGAAUGCAAGAAAACCAAUCAAAAGUUUAUAGUUGUCAAUGUUCAUUUAUAUUGGGGAGCAUCUAGUAAUGAUACCAAUUAUUAUUUACAAAUACUACAAAUGAAUAUGUUGUUAAUUAUGGUACAAAAUAUUCUUACAAGACACAAAUUAGGAUCGUGGACCACUAUUGAUGACAACUUUGAAACAAACACUCCAAUCAUUAUAUCUGGUGAUUUUAAUAAUGGUCCAGCCAACUAUACAUAUCGUUAUCUAGCCAAAGGCAAUCUAAAUGUAAACACAAAUCAAGGACUUGUUAAUUAUCAGCAUCCAUUCAAAUUUAAAAGUGCUUAUAAUUUACAUCCAAAUGGUGAAUUAAAAUAUACCUGCAUUACAAGAGAUUUUAAAGGUUGUGUUGAUCAGAUAUUUGUAAACGACAAGAUAAAGGUUGAAUCACUAUUGGAGGUUGAAAAAUAUUAUGGCGAGUGUCUACCAACCAUUACAGAGGCAUCAGAUCAUAUUUUGAUUGCUUCAACAAUUACUUUUUUAAAAAACAAAGAAUAG